AUGAACACGUUUAAAAUUUUCCGUCCGAUUAAAAUAUUGGCCGAAAUUUUCGGCCUAAGCCCUAUGACCCAAAAACUAACCCUAUCCCCCCUCAAAGUACUCCAAACUGUGAUUUUGGGUACCACUUGCAUCUAUCUAACUUCCCUCUACAUUUGGUUCAUCCUCACCCAAAUGACCUUCAGUGGUGUAACAUCCCCUACUAUCAUGAAAUUUGUGCUAUCGUUCCGAACAGGUUCCUUCACAUUUUUAAUGGUCGUGGCAGUACUUUCUAGUGGUACCACCUUCAAACUGGUGGCAAAGACGCUCGAAAACAUGACCAAAAUCGAUAAAGACUUAACAGAAUUGGGCCAAAAAAAGUACCUUGAGAAGCGCAACCGACAUAUAUUUCGUACCUCGGUACUACUCAUAUUUGUAAUGCACCUAAUGUUUGAUACUUUGGGCGGAUUGUAUAGCACUUGGAGCAAAAAAUCGAAACAAGUUGAGUACUUUUUGAUACAUUGGUACCCUCGCAUGCUCAUUAGUACCAAAUUAUUGGCACAUUUUUUGAUAUUAACGGUACUUAAGGCCCGCUUUGAAGCCAUUAACAAUAUUAUUGAUAGCAUAAGACAAAAUUCGCAAACACGAAACCAAGCAGUACCAACUGGUACCAUCAAAACUUUGGUCCAAAUGCAUUCAAAUCUAGUCACAACUUCCGAAGAGGUGUGUGAUAGUUUUUCGAUUUUUGGUCUAGUUUGGAUCAGUUUGAUUUUUGUGGUACUUAUUGGAGACGCAUAUGCGGUACUAAACUCGGUACUAUUCCAAAAUGUGUACAAACCAUUGCCCAUUGUGUUGAGUAAGUACCAAAAAAUAAUAGUGGUACCACUGGUUAUUUUGCAGGCAAAAGUCACAAAAACCGUUCUUUUGGGCGUUAAAAUCGAUAUUUGCAACGAAGAGGAGCGAAAUUCGGUCGUAGCGUCGGUACUACAACUAAUGGAAAACAAAAUAGAGAUAACAGCGUGUCGUUUAUUUAAUAUUGAUAACGCGUUGCUUUUUGCGAUUUGCGGCUCUGCCUUCUCUUAUCUCUUCAUCAUGCUCCAGUUUGACCUCAAUAAUAAGAAAAAUCAAAGUUUAGGCAAUGGUACCACCGCCUAA
Molecule: messenger RNA, 1131 nt
Organism: Tribolium castaneum (red flour beetle)
Lineage: Eukaryota; Metazoa; Arthropoda; Insecta; Coleoptera; Tenebrionidae
Product: putative gustatory receptor 28b
Exons: 4
Coding region: 1-1131 (376 amino acids)
Biological process (GO): sensory perception of taste; chemosensory behavior; male courtship behavior
Cellular component (GO): dendrite; membrane; neuronal cell body
Source: RefSeq, a predicted model, not a curated record